Messenger RNA from Drosophila eugracilis, 802 nucleotides. Its product is annotated as leucine-rich repeat extensin-like protein 3. Lineage: Eukaryota; Metazoa; Arthropoda; Insecta; Diptera; Drosophilidae. The record is from RefSeq and is a predicted model, not a curated record.
ACCUUUCACACCAUGAGCACCAAACUGGUACUCUGCCUGUGCCUGGCGCUCUGCGGAGCCCUGGCCAUGGCCAUUCCCGUGGAGGAUAAUAUCGGUCAGGAAUCGGAGGUGGAGAACAGCCAGGAGCUGAACAGCAUUGAGGAGAACGAUGCCGAGGCCGAUCCCGCGUCGUGGCGCAAGCUCUUCGGGAGCGAAGGCAGCGCUGGAAACCUAGUGCUUACCUUCCCCAGCUCUACCACUACCACCACUACUAAGAAGCCCAAGACCACCAAGCGGCCGUACUACCCCUACCCGCCUUACCCACAGUACUCACCAUAUCCGCCACCGUACCCCUAUCCCGGCUACUAUCCACCCCCUCCGUAUCCCUUUCCCACAACGACAACAACCACAACGACUACCACCAAGAAGCCCGUGCCGAAACCCGAUGAUGGACACCACCACCAUCCCCACCAUCCCCAACAUCCGCAACAUCCGCAACAUCCCCAACAUCCGCACCAUUCCUACCAUCCCCACCAUCCCCAGUACCCCCCCUAUCCACAACCACCUUCGUAUUACCCACCCUACCCGUACUACCCACCUCCACCACCUCCACCACCACCACCACCACCACCACCACCGCCACCACCACCAUCCAACGACGACUCAGACGAAUCCACCGAAACACCCACUAAGACCUGCAAGAAGUUCCUGGGCCUUGGACUCGUCUGCGCCUAAGCUGUAGAUCCAGAACCUAUCACUAAAAAGAGCUCAAUAUUUAUUUAUUUAUAAUUUAUUUAUUAACCGAAUAAACAAUUGGCGCACA